AAGAGCAAGCCGCCGUUCUAUCAGUCCGUGCACAACUCGUGUGGAGUUCGGUCAUAAUCCACUCCGGAGCGACUCGUUCGCAGCGUGCUUUCGUAAACGUAAAAUCCGGGCGCUUCACGUGACAAGUGCACACAAAUUGGGAUAUUUCCACCGGAGUUUUGACGCAAAGCUCAGCUUCUGGAAUCCAAUAAGUGAAGUGUCAGAUGCGAUGUGACAGACAGACGAAGAUGCGCUUGUGGUGCCAGUGAUGUCUGUGUGCAGCAGCCCCUAGAGCACAGCCCCGUUACCAUGGCGCAGCCGGAAACCCCCAGCCUGUCACUCCUGAUAUUGGCAUUUUUUCUCGGCAUUGCUGCCACUAAUCAAGAUGGCCCCUAUCUCGACAACAACUCCCCGACCAAGUCCACGGCGGACCACCACGACGAGUCUCUCCUCUUGAAUUCCGACUCUUUGCCCAUCUUCCUGGAGGAGCCUCAAGACUCUUACGUGGUCAAGAACCGGCCAGCGGUAUUGAAAUGUCGCGCCGCACACGCCCUUAAGCUCUAUUUCAAAUGCAACGGCGCAAAAAACGUAGAGACGUCCAAGUUCGAAUUCGUCGACCCCCAAAACGGUGUUAGGAUUAUGGAGGCCGAGACGAACGUCUCCAGGGACAUGGUGGAGGAGUUCUUCGGCAAAGACAAAUUCAAAUGCGAGUGCUACGCGUGGAGCGGAAGAGGCAGCAUCAAGAGCCAAUCGGCGACCAUUGACGUGGCUUACAUGAAGAAAACGUUCGAGGAAAACCCCAUGUCCACCAGAGUGGAGAUGGGCCACCAAACGGAACUCCGCUGCGUACCACCGGUGGGUGUUCCACCCCCGAGGAUCUACUGGCUUCAAGGCGCCCAGCCCUUGCAGCCAGACACCUCGGUUUUGGUCUCCACAGAAGGGCAUCUCCUCAUAGGCGAAGCCCGGGCACAAGACACUAACAAUUACACCUGCGUUGCAGAAAAUAUCGCUGCUAAGAGGAUGGCGCAACCGGCAGAAGUGAUAGUUUAUGUAAAUGGGGGCUGGUCGCCGUGGUCGCCCUGGACCGAGUGCCGGUGUCCUGGCGCCACCCUCUCCUCGGGGAAGAUGAGCACUCGCACCUGCACCCACCCUCCCCCAAGCAACGGCGGCCUUCCCUGCCAAGGCCUCAGCGUCCGCAAGACCAAGGAUUGCAUUACCUGCCCACAAGAAGAGCUGGUGUUGGAUAACGCUUACGACUACGAUAACAGCUACGUUGAGCCAGCAAGGUGGUCUCAAUGGUCGGAAUGGUCACAUUGCAAUUCCGAUUGCCUGAAGACUAGGCGAAGGCAAUGCAUUCCGGGAAAUGGGCAAGGGAGGAGGACUUGCAACGGGAAGGACACACAGACCACUUCCUGCACUUCGGAGCAGUGCAGGUCCAUGGAGCUGAGCAGAGUCCGAGAAGCAAACUUGGAGAACACCAAAAACGACAUCGCCAUCUACAUCGGCGUGACCGUCGCCGUUUUCUUCGUUUCCAUGCUGUCCUUCUUCCUCACCCGCAUGUACUGGAAGAAGAACCGCCACCAAAGCUUGUACAACAUGGCCUCUAAUGAUUACCAUCCGGAAUUCUUCCCGGAGCAAGAUAAGAAGUCAUUAAGUCUCCAGCCAGAUUUGACUCAGACCGUCCCGCCUUGUUACGAAUACCCUUACACGACCCCAGCGACAUCUGUGACCCGAUCAGUCUCCGAGCACCACUACGACGUGCCCCAUCUCACUUCCGGAAGCGAUAUUCAAAUGUCUCCGGCAACUAGCUCCACUCUGGAGUCAUCUAGCGGCAAGCGCAGUCAAUUGAGCGGCUUUACGAACAAUUCUGAUUCCACCUAUGAAGUGGCCACAGAAUCGGUCACUUUACCCCUCCCGACUGCCUAUGCCGUCACUCCAACGACUUCCGGUAACUACACCAGCGCCACGGUGACGCACAGCGGAGCUUUUCUGAACCUGCUCGAGUCCGGAGUGAGCUUAGUUGUGCCAGAGGGCGCCAUCUCACGCACCAAGAAGCAGGAAUUGUUCUUGUCGAUACUGAACGAAGACUGUUUCCGACCGAAACUUGCCGAGAACUUGACCCAACUCAGUCCUGUAGUCUCAUGUGGACCUAAUAUUUCCUUGAACAAGUCUGUGGUACUUAGAAUUCCGCAUUGUGCCGAGUUGAGUCGUAACAAUUGGUCCAUUUCUGUGCUACAAAGUGAUUGUAGCGACUCGCAGUGGCAGAACGCUGUUACUUUGGGCCAAGAAACCAUAAAUACGUCUGUUUUUUGUCAGUUAGACAAAGAUGCCGGUUAUUUGGUGACUGAUUGUUUGUCACGCUUUGUGAUAGUGGGACAGUCGACCAAUGGCAUGGCUUUGAAGAGACUCAAACUGGCGGUUUUCGCCCCCAAGUUGUGUUUCCAGAGUUCGGUCGAUUAUAGCAUCAGGGUUUACGUUUUAGAAGACACUGAUAGUUCCAUGGAGACUGUUUUCGGGCAAGAGAAACGCCUCGGAGGGUAUUUAUUAGACGAGCCUCGCUCGAUAGUGUUCCAAGACGGUGGUAACAACCUCUGUCUGACGUUAGACAGCUUGAGUGAAGGUUGGAAGACCAAACCGUGCUCAAACUACCAAGAAAUCCCCUUCAGACACCUGUGGCAGGCCAGUAGUAACAGUCUUCACUGUUCGUUCACUCUGGAAUCGUACGAAAUAUCCCGCUGUUUAAAUUUCAAAAUCCGGGUGAACCAGAAAGGCUUCGAGUACCACCAGACUUUCGACAUCACGUGUAGAGACGACAGUGAUGUCUCGGUCAGUAAGACGAGCUCUGGAAAAGUGGUGCCAAAAAUAGCGAUCCAGAGCGAGGCCAAGAAGGUGGUCGAUUUCGGGCAUUCCCCUAAAAGUGCCAAAUUCAAAGAGGAGGUGAAAAUGGCCAAGAAUCUGCUCGUGACUGACAGGGGUGUGUCCACAUGUGAUGACUUUAACUUUAGGCUAAGUAGACAGCUUAGGAAGCAGCUUUGUCAAUGUUUGGAUCCUCCGACGCCGAGAGGCAACGACUGGAGAAUGCUGGCACAUGCUUUAAGUGUUGAUAGAUAUAUUAACUUUUUCGCAACGAAACCGUCGCCCACUGACUGCAUCCUGGACCUCUGGGAGGCCCGGAAUAGACAAAGCAACGCCUUGACCGAGCUUAAACAGAUUUUUAGCGAUAUGGAACGAUUCGAUGCUGUGAACAUUUUAGAUAAUUGCUUGGGACCUAACUGGUUGUAAAUAUUCCACUGAUGCAUUUAACCACAAGACCAGACUUGCGUUUUAUUCUUUGCUUCGCGGUUGAUGAAUUUUUAGAUUUAUCGGAAAUUGAAAUUAUUUUAUAUUGAGUUGUUGAAUAUGUGAAUGUUGUCUUGGAGACAUAAAAUGGACCACGUUCCAAGAAUGAAAUUGUGCAAUUUGCGGUGUAGAUAUAUCUGCUAAAAUAGCCAAACGAAUAUUUUCAACAACUAAUAAUCAUAGACGUGAUAUUAAAACCGUUACUUUCACUGUACCCACUAUUUAACCACACUGCCAUCGUCACUGUACCAUAUAGAAUUCUUAAUUUUUGUUGGAAGUAUUCGUUCACUCGUUACGUAUAAGCACCAGAUAAUCGAAAUGUUAGUCUGUUGUCAUUAAAUUAAGUACGUAAAACUUGAAAAGCGGGCAUAAUUUGGACAGAAACGAAUAUAAUGUAGAGUUUUAUACAAAAGAAUCAAAAGUAGUUUUCUAGAUAUUUUAGGAUGUUUUGUACAAAGUAAACAUUCAUGUAACUAGAGGCAGGUCUACGUUGAUAUCUAGUACGUAUUUUAGAAUAUAUAAUGAUGUAUAUAGUCAAUAUAUGACAUUUUCUAAAAA
Messenger RNA from Tribolium castaneum (red flour beetle), 3876 nucleotides. RefSeq names its product unc-5 (gene unc-5). Gene Ontology annotation, cellular component: membrane. Gene Ontology annotation, biological process: netrin-activated signaling pathway; motor neuron axon guidance. The record is from RefSeq and is a predicted model, not a curated record. NCBI's taxonomy places the organism in Eukaryota, Metazoa, Arthropoda, Insecta, Coleoptera, Tenebrionidae. The transcript has 10 exons. Bases 289 to 3261 code for a protein of 990 amino acids. Gene Ontology annotation, molecular function: protein binding; netrin receptor activity.